CAUUAUUCAUUCAUCUCAAGUGAAAAUAGAUAUUACGAGCCAUUCAAUCAAUACUCGCCAUUGGUAGAUAGACAUUCUCCCGUUUAAACCAAAUUAAAUCUACCAUAUCAAAUCAACGCGAGUAUACACAAAUGUUUACAUUUUUUGAAACACUUGAACAAUUUAUUGCGUUAAACAUAGCUGGAAUUUUAUUGAACAAAACAGUAAAGUAAACUGGAUUGUAGCUAUUUUUAACCUUCCGUCACGCAAGAAGCUACAGAUUUUGAGCAAGGAUAUCUGGAAGCGGAAGCAGAGGCCAAAUCAAAAGGCGAACAUCCACUUGAGAAAAUGGAGGCGGAGUAUGUCGGGAUUUAUCUUGGGUCAGCCAUGCUUACGAAGGGUACCACUGGUCUCGGUGUGAUACAAAAACCUCUUCGUGAUAAAUACUUCGCGUUCAGGAAAUCGUCUGACAAUAAACUUGGACCGGAAAUAGGAAUUCGAAUAAAUCCACGAGGAAUAAUUCUUUUGUUUCCGGGUGGUCACCAUGGUCACCCAAACGACGAGUUUUAUGAAAUUUCUUCGAUUCAUUUUAUCGAGGCGGUUCAGUUUGUUACAGUGAAACAAAAGGAUAAAAAAUACUAUGGGGCAUUUCUUCCAAUUGACGAACCCGAGGGAAAUCCAAGCCAGGAUAAAUUGUUUGUGCAAAUCGAGAAGAAAUUCAAUCAUUUGAAUAAGAUUUCUCACCCUCCAAUGUUAGCUUGUGUCAUGCGUAGACCAACUGGAGUAAAAGCCGUUGACUGUCAUAUGUUUGUUAUUCCAGUCGUUGAAGACGCAUUACGGAUCGCAGAUAUGGUACAUAGAUUUCAAGAGCGUCCAGAUAACCCGGAAUUCUAUCAUGGCCGUCCUCCGCUAGAUCGACUUGAUUAUCCGCCAGAACCUGACGUGAUUCCACGAAAUUUAGGGCCGCCACGCGAGCGUGAUCCUCGCAACUCGGGACCACGUGAUUCAGAUGAUUACGCUUAUCUGUACAAAGGCAGGGGCCUUGAGCUUAAGCAAGAACAUUUUGCUAGAGGUAAUGAAGAAGACGAAAGACGCUUUGAACCAAAUAGGAGUUAUGAACGGGAUUUUCGUGAAGAUCCUCAAAGAUACCCGCCUCCAAUGACAGGGAGGCCUGGCAGCCUCGAAUUGAGAGAAAGAGACAGGUUAGCUCCUCGAGACUUCAACAGGGACCCUUAUGUAGACAGAAGACCUCGGGAAUUUACAACAGCUGGUGGUAAAUAUGUUGAAAGGGAUUCUUUUGGUAGUGAACAUGAAUUUGAUAAUCGAGUGAUUCAUGAACGACAACGUUCUGGUGGAGACAGAGAAUUGGAUCGAUUUUCUGGCGGAAUGUCGUCAAGGAACGAGUUUCCGGACAGACGCCCCGGAAUGUCCCCAAGAAAUGAAUACCCGGACAGACCUAAUCUUCCACCAAGGGGAGAUUACAAUGGUCAGCGCGACAGAGGACCGGGCAGUUUUACAGGUAGAUACCCGGACACUUCUCCAGAUCAGCGUCGCGGACCGCCGCCGUGGCAGGGAAGGGGACCGGGAGAAGAACCUCGGAACUAUAGAGGCGAUGAAUAUUCUAGACCGUUCAGAGGGGAUAUGCCCCCACGAUCGCCCCCAUUAAGUUCGCGUGGUCGGAUAUCACCGAGGUCGCCCAGGUCACAUUCUCCGCCACGAGGUCAUUCUUCUCCCCGCGCACAAUCACCAGAAGGGGACGAUCAGGUAUAUUCGGCAUCGAACCUUGAAAGUCGAAUGGAAGAAGUGCAAGGUGGAAAACCAGUGGCAAAAGUACCACCAAAUCGCCACGCUGGUGUACGUGUGUUACCAAGUUUGCCCAUUCCUGGUGCUAAAAACAUUCUAAAACCCGUGUCCCCACGUACCUCUGACGUACCGGCCAAAGCUGAAGAAAGACCCCCGUCAUAUAACUUUAAUACUAAAGCUGAUAGCGACGAAGAAAAUCCAUACGACAACGCGCCGGACAAUAGACAUUUACAAAGGCAAAAUAGGCCUAAAUCUGAAAAUAGUCCUCUGGUACAUAAAAGAACGGACUAUAUCCAUGCUUCAAGAGUUAAAAGUGAUGAUUAUGGUAACGGUUACGGUGAUAAUGUAGGUUAUAGUAACAAACAGCAAAAUAAACAAUGGUCUUAUGAAGACGAAAAAGAGAAGUUUUUAAAAACUAGGGAUGUUGGUGGUGGAUGGAGCAGUGCAAACAAAUCUAAAUCCGCGCACGAGGGAUUUAGUGGUCCUGGACCGAAUGACCGGGGUGGGAGACAUAUGAAAGAUAUGGAAAUUGAAGACAUGUUUUCUAAUAUGAGAACUUCUAAUCCAGGCCGAAAUGAUUUAGAUUUUGAGAGAUCUUUGGGGUAUUUGCCAUAAAGUUGUGAAAACAAAUAUUUAAACAGUGAUCCGUAUUUAAAUGAUAUCCACGAAUGUGCAGUCAUGAACUUUGUGUAUAAUGUUAGAUAUUUUUUUUUUGUGUCACUACGCAGUAGUGUGUUUAUGAAAACUGAGAAUGCUGUAUACAAAAAUAAGGGAUGGAUUAUUCUAGAAAUGUCCACAUUUUUGUCGAGUGACCUUCAUCCGCAAGACUUUGUUAUUGAUAUGUUUUUCUUUGGAAGAAAAAAAUCACCAAGGCUUUUGCUAUCAGUUUAUAGCAUUUGCACAUUUUAAGCUAUUUUGUUAAUAUGAGCCGCAUCAUGAGAAAACCAACAUAGUGGCUUUGCGACCAGCAAGGAUCCAGACCAGCCUGCGCAUCCGCGCAGUCUGGUCAGGAUCCAUGCUGUUCGCUAACAGUUUAUCCAAUUCCAAUAGGCUCUGAAAGCGAACAGCAUGGAUCCUGACCAGACUGCGCGGAUGCGCAGGCUGGUCUGGAUCCAUGCUGGUCGCAAAGCCACUAUGUUGGUUUUCUCAUGAUGCAGCUCAUAUGAUAUUUCAUAGGCGCAGUAACUCAGUUGUGUUCGUUGCUAAACUUACUAGUAUGCAGAAUAUAUUUAGUUAUAUUCAGACGUGUUAAUGUGCGAACCUGAUACAUUAAGCUGAAACUCUAAACUUUCCAAAUACAUUGUAUGUAACUUUAGUAUGAUAAAGUUUGUAACCAUAUAAAAAUAUUCAGGACGUCUUUUCAAUAUCUGCUCUUAUUUCAUAUGUUAAUGACAAUAUUUGAAUAGACACUUUUAAAAAGUUUGUAUUAACUGCGUCGCGAAUCUCUACAUCUUGAACGCUUCAGUUAUUCUUUCACGAUUUAAAGCGACUGGUUUACAUUGUUGGUGUAAAAGGAAGUCUUCUCAAAGUUUUGAAAAACUGUAUUUUAUAAAAUGUUAAACAUUUAUGACAUACUACUUGAUGCAAAUGUGAAAUACCAACAACAGAGUUCUGAAAGGCACAUAAGGACAUUUUGAAAUGAAGUCAGCAUCCUGCACGUGUUUUUCGUAAUAUCAGAUGUGAAAGUAUUGAUAUUUUUUUUCACUCUAACAAUUGACACGAUAAGAUUUAAACCAACUUACCUAUGAUUAACAGGUUUACAAAAUACGAUUUCUGUUAAAUAUUUUGAAAUACAAAAUGUAUCUAUGUAAGUUGAACAAAAACAUUAAUAGAUAUUUAUAGAUAGUUUUGGUACGAAAUAUUCUAGAUCACCCCUGACUAAAACCUGAACUGUAUUUUUAAGAGAACUUAAGAAUAUCAACGUUGGGAUUUAUUUCCUAUACUUGCUGACCAUUCCGGAAGUUUUAAAGUUUGUCUAUCACGUUUUAAAUCUUCACUCACACCAUAAUAAUUAUCUAUUACAUCUGUGUGACUGGAUUGCAGUUUAUAUAUAAUAUUUUUGGAACGCUAAAAAUAAGAUAAUCGGGAAUAUCCCAAUCUUUGAAUCUUCCAAAUCAGGUCGACUGUACUUUAUUACAUGUUCCAAAAAAUAAAGAAAAUAAUUAAAUCUUUGAAAGACUGCCAGUUAAGGUUCGUUUUAGUACAUUUUAAGUAUAUUGAAGACUUUAUCUUUUAUACCUUGAAUUUUGAAGUACAUGCUUUCUCUAUACAUACUGAAUUUUGUUGUACAGAAGUGAACACUUGCUUGGAUAUUAUUCCGUAUCUAAACUGAUAUGUAUUUUGGUAUUUAUUUAUGAAGUGAAGGUCGACUAACUUUUUCACAAUCUUCCAGAGGGAGAGACCCCCUGAUCGCCCUAUUAGAAGGAAGAUAUCCCCUCCUAUACCUCAAAAUUUAGACCUAAAAAUGCACCAGAGGCCGCCAUUUCACACCUAUAUUUAAAAAAAUUCCAGAGGGAGACCCCUCCCCUAACACAAGGGGGUUCCCCUCCUGUACUUAACCCCGCUCGGCGUUAUGCGCAUCGCCAAUGACGCCAUCGUUCUAAACUUGUGUUCCCCACCCCACAUCAAUUAUUUCUGGAUCCGGGCCUGUUACUAGUAUUUUAUUUUAGUAUAUAUUAAUCAGAUGUUGCUCGCAAGCUGGUCUUCUAUUGUUUGUGAAUAUAUUUUUUUGUAACAUACA
Molecule: messenger RNA, 4522 nt
Organism: Mercenaria mercenaria
Lineage: Eukaryota; Metazoa; Mollusca; Bivalvia; Venerida; Veneridae
Exons: 2
Coding region: 328-2397 (689 amino acids)
Source: RefSeq, a predicted model, not a curated record